AUGAGUGCUCCACCAGGUCACACCGAAAGCAGCGAAGGGAAUAACAUAAUUACUUUCGUUCAAUGGAUCGAUAGCAUCCUCACCUCGGGCAUCUUGGUGAACGCCAAUUUUUUGCGCAUAGAAGAUGAGAAGGGGAAGAAGAGGAAGCGACAGGAAAGUCUCGAGGAGGCAACAGCAGACAAGGUGAGAAACGUAAAACGGUUACGACACGAAAAUGAGAGAAAUGCAAGCAAAACGUUGGAGGGGGAUGAGGAGGAUAGAGGAAACUAUCACAGAGGGGGAAAUAACCAAGUUGCCAGCUCCCCCCUUUAUCGAAAUGUUAAAAGGUCCACACAGCUGUACCCUUUAGAACCUGAUGAGAGCAUAAUAUCUUUUCAGGAAGAUAAAGAAAAUGAGCUUAUCGAUAGGGACAAAAUGCUCCCGAAGGGGAAAUCCAAAAAUGAUGAUUCUUCCUCAUGUGACAUAUCCGAAAUAGAAAGCGACGAAGAACAGAAUGAAGGGAUGGCCAAACCGGGGAGUAAGGACGCACAAGGAAAGAGUUCACUCAUUGUUACGAAAAAUUACCAACAGGGGGGCAGCGAGUAUGGCCAUACUCAUAUGGAGGUAAAAGGAGGCGUUCCUGGCCCAUUUAACUACGAUAUAACGAGCAGUCUUAUGUUUUUUUCGUCGGAUGAAGAUCACUACGAUGGGGAUGGUGAAAGAAGUACUAGCGAGGAAACAUCCAGGAGGUCCAACUAUGUGUCCAUUUGUCUGAACUACGAUAAGAUGGAAAAAAAUAUAACCACCAUGAGGGAGAUGGACGAUGAAUUUUACAACUUAUCAAUGCAGGACCAUCAGCAAGGAGAGGGUGUGAAGGAUUGGGGUGACACUCGAACAGCUGUUCCUGCGGUUAUUGCAAAGGCUGACGGGGAAAACAAUCCCCCCCGCGAGGAUCAUGUGCGCAAUGGCAGAAAAACGGCCACCUGCAGCAAUGACAACAGUUGGGCAACCAACAGGGAGGAAGGCAACAACGCUAGCAAUAGCAAUAUAACGAGUUUGAAGGUGGGCGAGAGGACGAAGAAGCAGGAGGAAGCAUCCCCAAAAAAUGCGGCCGCAAAUUUCUCCUUCUGGAAUAUAGCACACCAAACGUACGUAACAAGACCACUGUACGCACAACACUUGAAAAAGGAGCAAGUUUCAUUGUUGGAUGAAUCAGAAGAAAUGGUCAAAAGCUAUUCCGUUAAUAAGUACUCCAUAAAAUAUGUGCCUAGACAUUUGCUUUAUGUAGUGAGUCAAGUAGCAUCCAGAACAUUUUUCGACCCCCUAUAUAGGAAGAAGUUGUUUCGUCAUUAUUAG
This is a messenger RNA of Plasmodium coatneyi, 1335 nucleotides long. RefSeq lists its product as uncharacterized. Bases 1 to 1335 code for a protein of 444 amino acids. Lineage: Eukaryota; Apicomplexa; Aconoidasida; Haemosporida; Plasmodiidae. The record is from RefSeq and is a predicted model, not a curated record. The transcript has a single exon.